Pelobates cultripes (western spadefoot toad) is the source of this 19958-nucleotide messenger RNA. The record is from the annotation of a GenBank genome assembly. NCBI's taxonomy places the organism in Eukaryota, Metazoa, Chordata, Amphibia, Anura, Pelobatidae.
AUGGAAGGAGGACGUAUCAAUCAGUAUCACUGCCUUGCACCGUCUCCCGAGGGUGACACGAAGCAAACCUUGUUAAACAAGCUUUCUCAUUCAGCAUUCAUUAUUGUUCCAGCUGACAUUAAAUAUUUAUUGUAAGAAAUAUACUCAGAGAGCCAUCACAGAAUUCAGUAAAGUACCAAUAGCUUUUUCCAGCAGCAUUUGUCCUGGCUGCAGGGUAAAUCAGUGCAGUUAUGGGGCACAAGCACUAAAAAUCCCAUGAAUAAUGCCUGGUUUCUAACAGAGUGUAUGUAAAUGAUUUAGUGUGCACUUUCAUGCAGGUAGAGGCCACUUCAUUCCAUCUGAACAGGUUCUUUAAUUCAGUGUUUACUCUUAUUUAACUUUGCUAUUUAUAUACACUACAUGGAUGGUGGUGGGGCCUGGUGUGAGCAAAUAAAAACACAGUUCAUUCAUUUUGGUAACUAAAAUGUGUUUGUAUUGAUAGAUAUAUUUAUAUUUCAUUAAGUCUUUAAAAUGUUCCAUGGGGGUUAAACUUUGGGAAGCUGGAUUUACCAUUGAAUUUACCUUCUUCAAAUAACGAUUGCUCUCAUCGGUUUAAGCCUUGAGAUUCUUCCUGAUAGUCGCUACCUCUGAGUUGAACUCAUUAGACACAAGGGUUGUAAGAUUAGCCCUGCUCCCACUUGAGUGAAUGCAUCAAUGUAACAUUCUAUAAGAUCUAAUUAGAUCACACAUCUCAUUAAAAAAUUGUAACGAGCUUUCAUUUUGAAUUAUAUGUUUCUAGGCAAAUCAGCUCUCAUUGAUUGAACACCUAUGAAUUCUCUGAACAAGUAUUCAAAGAUGAACUGUAUAUAUUUGGCAAUAUGUUUGAAUGUUCUAUUUUUUUUAAAUGUGUUAAUCGUGUUAACUUACUGUUUUGCAGACUGUGGACUAAACGUACACAAGCAAUGCUCCAAGUAUGUGCCAAGUGAUUGCCAGCCUGACCUCAAGCGUAUAAAGAAAGUGUACAGCUGUGAUCUCACAACAUUAGUGAAGGCACACAAUACUCCUCGACCUAUGGUAGUUGACAUGUGCAUCCGAGAGAUCGAAGGAAGAGGUCUGUAAUACACUAUUCUUAUAUGUUUUAUUGCAUGUCUUGAGAUAUAUUAUACUGUUGGUUCCUUGAAAUGUCGAACUUUUGCACAGUUACAGCAUUAAAAAAAGUAGAUGGUAUUACAGUACUGUUAAUAUAAUGGCUGCCAUUAAGCUUAGACUUAAUGGCUGUUUAGAGUUAAAGGGAACUUGCAUUCAGUAUGUUACGGACAAGAACUACUGUCACUCGUAGCCAGAGGAACCAUUGGAUUUACAGUCCAAAGCAUCAGGAAGUCUGUUACCUGCAACCCUAACUUCCCCUUCAACCAAAGCUCCCUCUAGCCUUACGCACCCAAACAACUCCUAACAUUGCUAUUCACCUUACCUUCUUCCUUAGGAACACCGUUACUUCCUAUUUGUAUUAUCAUUGCGUAGUAAUAUCACUGUUACGUAUUAGAACUAGCAAUCUCAACAGCAAAUGUUCACUUUACCCAGUUGUUGUUCCAUUAUACAUGGAACGGGUUGCUAGCUACGUUCUUUUCUGCUGCUUAGGAUUCGUAUUUUACCUGGGUUGGAACUACAUGUUUUGAUGAGAAAGUGUGCUAUGCUGGUCCUAUUUGUACAGUACACGGAUUGAUGUAGAAAAUGUCCAUAUGUUAGGACGGUGGAUACGAACCUUUAGCAUUCCAGAAUCGUAAACCACAUUUCCCAAGGUGUUCAAUCUGUGCAAUAUGUGUGUGCAUGUUCAGUAUGUAGUCUUCAGAACUAGAAACAUCAAAGGUUAGAGUCUGUGUGAGAUCUGUAAUGGCCAUUAAUCAAUCAAUGCAUCAUUGAUUUCUGUGGCUUCUCUGCCACUUUACAAUGUUUCUAAGUAAAAAAAAUAAAAAAUCUUAUAGAUCUAGACCUUGAAAAUAAGAUAAACUCAUAAUUAUUGUUGGGAAAAGUAAACACAUUGUGUGAGUCAUAUUGGAGUGUGUGACUUUGAUCAGUGCUGUUCCUUGUCUUCUUUUGUCAGUGAAAACCGAUAUGGAAUUAUAUUAUUUUACACUAUAAAAACUAUACUACAAGUGGCAAGUAGGGCAAUUGGAAUAAUUCAAUUGUGAGCAUGAUCAAAUUAUGUGGCAUACUCUAUCCGAGAAAGUUAGAGAUUUUUCAAUUUGUGCCCAACUUCUAAUGAGCCCGGCAGUAUGAGUUAGUUGCAGUAGAUUUUUUUGCAACUGACUUGCUUUUAGUGAAUAGACAACUCUGAUUUUUUUUUUUUUCCUCCAAUAUGUCUUAUUUUAUUUUCUAUUAUUAUACCCAGAUCAGAAGUUAAUUUUGUGAAUCUUGACUUUUAGAACAAAUCCUCCACUGGGUGUUUCCAGCCGAUCCCCUGUUGCUCGUACUCCGUAUUCACAUUAGAGGGUAGAAAAUAUCUUUGUGUUUCAAAGGGAUUCUUAAAGCAUAAAAACAAACAAAAAAAACACUAAAUCUUAAUGUAGAGUUGUUGGUGCAUAAAGCCUUUUCCAUUUUCAGGCAAUGUGAAACACUAACCUUUCUUCUAAAUGGCAAUAUGUCCAAAACAACAUCUUGUUUGUUUGUUUUAUUAUGUGUAUAAUUUUUACCUAUAAAGGUGAAUAUAAUUUAUAGAGUAAUUAGUCUUCAUUACAAUCACUGGUAAUCGUGGCUGUACUUUCAAAGCGUGGCUUUAAUCUUCGCUCACAUUUUAUCCCACCUCAUUAAGCUUUUUUUCUUCCAGGUCUGAAGUCAGAAGGUCUCUACAGAGUUUCAGGAUUUACUGAGCACAUUGAAGAUGUAAAAAUGGCCUUUGAUCGAGGUGUGUUUCUGCACAGAGCAAUUUUCAGAUUAGAAGUGACAUAUGAUAAGUGGUUUGUAUGCACGAGAUGGUAGCACUGAGUGAUAAAUAUCUGAUUUCCAGAACCUGUGAUAAUCAAAGACAGACAACAUAUAAAUAAUCCUUCUGUUUGUUCUACGGCAAGUUGUAACCACAACUUAAACUGUAGAGUUCUUUUUAUUUAUGUACCACCAGUGAUGAAGGCAUUUAGAGUCUAAUUUAGAGCUUCAUUGGGCAAUUAUUGGACUAAUCAUUUAAUAUCAGAUUGUGUAGAACAACCAGGAGCAGGUAAGUAGAUGGGUGUGUUAAUGUAAAACGUAGUCCCUAGUCACAUAUACACUAGAAAAAAUAGUGCAACACUGUAUAUCCCGAUAAAAUUAUUUCAACAGCAAAAACAUUGAUUUAUGUCACAUAUUUCACCAAGUGAGGGUUCUUUGUCCAGUUUAUAUUAUGUUGUAGUAGUUUCCAAAGAUUAUCUCUCUCUCUGCAAUUAUGCCUCCACAGUGCAUGCUCUGCUAUUACUGUGGCAGAGAGCAGGAGAACCACUUAUGGGAGAGUCCCCUACUCUGGCAUGUCACUCAAUCUUCAGCAUACAUGUAUGCCACUGGUAUAUUGAAAGCACUUUCUGCUUUUUAAUCUAAACAUAAUUUUGGAAGGUCAAUGACAUAGAGCAUAGAUAAUCAUAACUUAAAGGACCACUAUAGUCACCCAGACCACUUCAGCUCAAUGAAGUGGUCUGGGUGCCAGGUCCCCCAGGUCUUAACCCUGCAGCUGUAAACAUAGCAGUUUCAGAGUUUACAUUGCAGGGUUAAUCCAGCCUCUACCUGACAGACGCUAGAGGCACUUCCCCGACGCUCAAUGCGAAAAUCGCAUCGAGCGCGCAGAACAUACGUAGGAAAGCAUUGAGUAAUGCUUUCCUAUGGGUGGUUUGAAUGCGGGAGCUGAUGUCGGAGGGGGAGGAGAGGUCACCAGCGCCAAGGGAGCCCAGCGCUGGAUUAAGGUAAGUGGCUGAAGGGGCCCUGAGGUUGGGGGGGACCUAAGGACUAUAUAGUGCCAGGAAAACGAGUUUGUUUUCCUGACACUAAAGUGGUCCUUUAAUAUUUAAGGUCCAAAAGGUUACACUGUAACGUAUGUAUUCCUCAGAUUUAAAUUUUGUCAAAGGAAGAGCUGUUACUCCACUCAGAUGCCAAUGUGCUGGCAAUCAAGUCACCAUAUAGACACCAUAGGGGUGGUUCUCAAUAUUCUGGGUAGACUUCACAACCAGGGUCAAUUGUGCAGGAGGUAGGGAAGUGGGGGUAGAUGUUAGUGUGAUAUCUGCCCUGGUUGUGGCAGCGGAGGUGAGUAUUUAAUAAUAUAUCCUAAAUAUAUACAUAUUUUACUUUUAUGAUAAAUUAUGCAUGCAUUGAUUAUUGAGGUGUUAUCACCUUAAUUUGGUGACAUUUCACCUUGUAGUCUCCUGAUUAAAUAAUAUCUCUGAGCUAAACAUAAAUAAACUCACUUUCCCUGCAGUUCUAGGAACAGCACUGCUACCUUCCUGGCAUGCACAGAAUAACCUUGGUUAUCUAUCAAAUUACGUCUUUCCUAAUGAAGCGAAAGUUCCUCUUUGAAGACACAGACAAACGUAUGGGUCUAUCCCAUGUAUAGUGAAUAGACGCAAGUCGUUUUAACAUUUUGUGUUGAAACAUUUACUGUCUGUAGAGCAGUGCAGCUCCUUAGAGAAAAGCAUGUUGACAGUAGUUGUUCGAUGAAAACAUAGAUGAGGCCAAUACACACAGAUUUUGCAGUACAGUUACCCUGGGUGUACAGCUUUUCAGAUAUUCCAUUUUUAAUACUCUUAUAUACUUACACUGAUUAUUGAUGGGUAGAGUUACAUUGCGCAAAAGCAACACACUUUGGGGUCAUUAUUGUCCUAUCCAAAACACUAAAACUUGGUUUAGAUUCAAGAGCAGAGCAAUGAUGAAGCCAUGCUAAAAUAUAGACCUAGAUUAGUUUCCAUUUCGACAAAAGACAAGCGCAGUCUGCUCAGUGGAGCAGAAAAUGUCUCCCUAAAAUAUUUAUAAAGACACUUGUUUGAGAAAUAGUUUUGGAUUUCACGAGGAGACUUGCAGUAAAUCCCAUUAUUGACUGACCUGAUCAGCAUUAAAAAAUAUUUAUAGAGUGUAAACACCCAAAAAAUAACAUAUUCUAUUAUUAACAUAGAACGUAAAGUUAAUUGUAUACAUGCAACAUCAUAUAAAGACAAGAACUAAGUUCUGAAAGUACAUCAGUGUGUAUUUAUACAAUAAUCCAUUGCUGAUCGGUCACCUAGUCAGUCUGUACUGGUGAACUAUGUUUCUUACUCAUCUAAUUUUGUACCCUGUGCUACAUAAUUGACCUUGAAACAUUGGUAUUGAUUUCAAGAGGUUCCAUUAAUUUCAGCAAAUUGUUUUGUUCAUUAUAUUAAUAAAAUUUUGCAAUCCGCUGAAAGGGACACUAUAGUCACCAAAACAAUUUUAGCUUAAUGAAGCCGUUUUGGUGUAUAGAUCAUGACCCCGCAGUCUCACUGCUCAAUUAGGAGUUAAAUCACUUUGUUUAUGCAGCCUUACUUACACCUCCUUGCAUGUGACUUAAACAGCCUUCCUAAAUGCUUCCUGUAAAGAGUCAUCUAAUGUUUACACUUCAUUUAUUGCAAACUCUGCUUAGAAUUUCAUAUCCCCUGCUCUAUUAAUAGCUUGCUAGACCCUGCAGGAGCCUCAUGUAUGUGAUUAAAGUUCAAAUUACAGAGCAGGAGAUAAAAAGUUUUCAAGUAAGUUACAUCUGAUUGAAAAUGAAACCAAUUUGUUUUCAAGCAGGCUAUGUCAAUAACAGCCAGGGGAGGUGUGGUUAGGGCUGCAUAAACAGAAACAAAAGUGCUAUAACUCCUAAAUGGCAGAGAGAGUAGUGCCCCUUUAAGUAUGGGUAUUUUGCUGCUCUGCAGAGAUUUAUGGGGCUCGUGCAGCUUUUUUUAUAGACAGUUGUGGGGGGAAAAAGGAAAAUUGAUUGGCUGGGAGUUCUUUAAUGGGUUCAAGUCGACCUCCCUGUAGAAGGAUCAGAGCAUGAGAGUUUGUUGCAAAAGAAGGAAAGGGGAGAAUAUCUUUAUAAUAAUAUAAAAUUAUACAUUAUUUUCAUAGUCCAUUAAAGAAAUAAAAACCUAUCUAGAAAGUCCCUAUAAUUGGUUAUUGCAGUUACACAGUUGAUAUUAUAUGUUCCUCAAAAAUACAGCUAUUUUGUUAUUAUAGCUGUAGUAUAGAGAUUAUGAGCAUGUAUACAGUAUAUUUUUAGUAGUUUGAACAUAAAUACUGCAAGUAACUCUAAUGAGGCUGAUUAUUUCACAUAUUUGAUAUUACACUUAUUUGUGCCACAGCUUGAAUAACCUCCCUUUACACUGUUUGGUAGAUAAAACCCCAAUGAAAUUAUGCUUGUGAAUACCCUGCAAUGCUGCAGAUCUCUUGUCUGAAGUCUUUGCAAGCCCUCCCAUUCUUACCCAGUCUAGACUUUCUGUGCUAACCAAUCACAGGCGUUGCCUGUCUCUUGCGUUUAGCUGCACUGAGCUAAAAAAAACAAACAACUGGAAAUAACAGAACCAGUUGUCUGAUGCCAGAGGGUGUUAAUUUAUAAAAUUACAAGCUAUAUUGAAGUCUUAUAUAUUGAAAAAGAGAACAUGCUGUUCACACAUAAAGCACUUCAGAAAGCUAAAGUGCUUGAGGGGUCUGGAGUGUCACUUUAUAUUCCAUUAUGGAUAUUCUUCCUGUCUGUCAUCCCAUUUUUUACUGAGGAUAGGGAAAGCAAAUGUAAACAUUUUAAAUCAUAUUAUUUUAAUUUUUAAUUUAAUAAUUUGAUAUUAAAAUGUGGAUGUUAUACUUGUCUUCCUUACCUUAUUGGCUGUUUAUUGUUUAUCCGGAUUUCUGUAUUUGUUAAAGCUUAUCUGUUAUCUUUAACUCCGGCCUGGCCUGGACUAUUCUCUCUCUCUAUAUAUGUUAGGAUUUGACAUCUUACCGGGUCCACUGGUCCCCACCUCCAUUACAGCUACAGGACAGCUGAAAGUUCCCUGUCUGAGCUAAAGGUGCAACCGUGCAAGCCUUAUCUCAUUGGCUGAGAGUGAUCAGUUGAAACUAUAAGCCAAUGAGCUAAGCCUGUACCACCUUGUUUAGCUCAGAUACAGAGUUUCCAGCUUGGUGGACCCCAGGUCAGAAGUCAAACCAUCAUCUACAAUGAGUACUUUGUAGUGGUUAUGGUGUUUAGAGUGUUCCUUUAAAACAAGUGCAGAUGUUUGCUCCCCCCGUAUACAUACAGAUUAUAAAUAUAAACACUUGUCACAUGUGAUGAUUGAUUCAAUUCUUUCCCGUCCUGCCUUGGAAGUGUUACAUUAUAGUGACAAAGAGUAGCCAUUUCCAAUAUUGACUAUCCCAACAUAUAAAGCAGAUGCAGCAUGUUUCGGUUCCAGCCCCAGACUGGUACUCAUCUAGUCGGCUUUCACUUGUCUCAUAUUGACCUAGUCAGUUCACAGAGAAAUUAAAUCCAUAGAACAAAAAACAUUUAAUGUCUUUAUAGAUACAGCUGGUGUUCUUGUUCCCAAAGAGGUUUUAUUGUUCCAGGCAGUGCGGUUAAAAGCGUUACGAAUAGCCCAGUGUAUUAUUAUUGUUGCUAUUAAGAAAUAAUCCAGACAAUAUUCUCUGUAAUGUUUGCUUGUUGUCGGAGCUAAAUCCCAGACUUUCACCAAUGUCAGACCAUUUGAAUUAAUCGGUAAUACACAGAACAGGAGAUGUAUUGAUCUUUGUCUUUUGAUGAUAUCACAGCUGGGAAGGAACGGACUGUGAAUAAGGAGAGGAGAAGCAGAGGAGCAAUACAUGUAAAUAAUUAAUAUAUAUCUAUUCUAUGAUCUGCUUGUUAUAUCAACAGACAUAUUAUAUUUUCAGACAUUGUAUUCCAUAGUGUGACAUCACACUGUAAUACAAAUUAUAACGCACAGUGCAAUGAGUCAUUGGGAACCAUGAAAUCUUAGGACACUAGGUUAGUAUGUGUCUCACACUUUAUGCCUUGUUUGGUAUAUUAGCAGAUGAAGUGGGAUAGGUGUAGCCAAAGAUGGUAAUUCCUACCAAUCUCUGUCAGUAUUUGUGUUACUGCUGCAUAAUAAUCUUGACGUUUUACCAUUCGAUCUUCAGUUUCACAAAGUGUCUUACCCAAUAUACCUGCAUGUAUUCACUCUCUCUGUGUAUGGGAAUAUAUUUCCAACUUUAUUGUUUUGUUGUAACAUCAUAGACUUCCAGGGCCAGACUUGCAAUGAAAAGCAUUGGAAAAGAAUUCUAUACCAGCCCCACAAUGCAUUGUGCCAGGAAUAAAUAGGACUGGUUAUCUAAUUGACAACUAAAUUGCCCAUUUCUGUUGAUAUCUGCACUUUUUGUAAAAUUAAAUAAAAAAGAGGACACACUCGUACAAGUAUACAAGCUUUAGGUGUUUGUGGUUUUCCUUAAAUCUGCUACAACCCAAUAUCUGAGAUAUAACUAACUCUUCCUGGAUACAACUGAGAUAGAAACAAUAUACAUAGUAUAGUAAGUAAUUUCAGUAAUUUGCUAUGAUUUUUAAUAUAAUGUUAACUUCUUUAUCCUGUAUAUUAAGCAGCUAUGUGUGAAAAAUAAAUGCAAAUAUAGAAAUCAAGAUGCAUUUAUCCUGCAACUAAGUGCCUCCAUUUUGGCUCCCUGUCAAUCAUUGUUAGAAGUUCAGGACUUUUUGCAUGUAUUGUUUGUUUUAGUUUAUGGUACGCUAUGAUGAUGCAGUAUGUUUGUUCUAGUGUAUGUUUGUUCUUUGUAAUUCAAUAAAAUCUGAAAAUAGUGCAUGUUAUCUUUUGUAUAUGUGAGAAUGUUUUAUGGUUUUCUUACUUUUGCAGAUGGCGACAAGGCUGACAUCUCCUGUAGCACAUACCCUGACAUAAACAUAAUUGCAGGUGCUCUCAAGUUAUAUUUCCGGGACUUGCCUAUUCCAGUGAUAACCUACGACUCAUACUCCAAGUUUAUAGAAGCAUCCAGUAAGUCUAUGCACGUUAAUAUUUAGUAUCAGCAGUUGUUACAUAACUGAGUGGGAGGGAGUGUGCACAAUAUAUUGAGUUAAUAAACUACAUUUAGACAUAUUUGGGUUGAAGGAAAAUCUCUCACGAUGUUUUGUAAAUAACCUCAGAUGUAAUAUAAAUAAUAAAUCCUAAUUAGUUAGCUGUUAGUUUUCCAUUUAUAAAAGUCCCAAAAACCAUCCAGGUCACCCAAUCCCAUGUGCUGACAGUUUUUCUACAGAGCAUGUCUGAAGACGUUAUCCCUUCAGGAAAUAAAAAAUGUCUUCAACCAUCUCUAUACAAAGGAAUCCAAGACCCCAUGUUUGACCGCAAAUAAUGGGUGACCUUGUUUCAACUGCAAUUGCAAAUGUCAUGCUUAAAAGAGGUGCAUCAGAACCAAAUCUCUUGCAAGCACUUCCCACCAUAAUAGUGACAUUAGCAGAAUGGGACAAAUCAAGAGAGUUCUUAUGGAGCUCUCACACAGUUCUCUAGCCAUGUCCAUUACUGUUCUUCCAUUUUUUUUAUUUCAGACUUUAAUUAUAGAGUAUGGGUUUGAUGUGGAAUUAUGUAUUUAAGUAUGUUGCGUAAUGGUGGAGGUUUGAUGUAAUUCUCAAAUCUGGACACCCAAUACACAAUUCCAGGAACAGCAAAUUAUUCUUACAUAUAAGUACGGUUUUUAAAAUCUACUUUAUAAAAUAUUGCACGUCGAUAAUUGCUAUAAAGAAACCUGUAGAAAUCGAAAUAAGCGCUCACUACAAAGAGGAGAGAUGGGUAUGUACAUACACAAAGUAAAAAAUAAAAGGCGGUAUCCUACUUACAAUAUUCCGAGCAAUGGCCGGCUCGGGCGUGGAGAGCAUUGGUGGUAUUAUCUCCACCUAUGAUAUUCAGGAUACGCCUGGAAAUGAUGACAGGAAUGUGAUGAAUAAAAUAAAAAUAAUAAAAUGAAGAUAUACCUUUAAAAUUAUAAAUACUUUAUUAUUAAUAAAAAUAAUAUAUAUAUAUAUAUAUAUAUAUAUCUAUAUAUAUAUGGUAAAUUUGGAGAAUAGUACCAGUACCAACACUUUAUUUGAUUAUUUCUAUAUUAUUUUAUUCAUCACAUUCCUGUCAUCAUUUCCUGGCGUAUCCUGCAUAUCAUAGGUGGGGAUAAUACCACCAACGCUCUCCACGCCAGAGCAGACUGAAUAUAAACUGAUGGAAAUAUAUCUUCUGUUAUAUAUCACCAAUUUCUGUUCAAUCUUAUUGUUUUUGGGGCGCGGUUCAUCACCCUGUUUGCUAUUAUCUAUAAAGAAACCUAUAUCUACCAUACAUGCUUUAUUGAAUGCUACUUCUGACAUUUGUAUCCUCCCAUGUGUUAAAGCAUGGGAAUGGAAUUUUACCAAUCUGAAACUGAAACAGAAUAUCAUAACAUUUAAGGACUUUGUGUACACGCUUAAUUUACUAGUUUAAUAUAGUUUCAUUAUUGAGUAAAAUUAGUAAUAUCCCUUUGCCUUUAUCCCUACCUAUCCAAACUUUUUUUUCUUUUUUUUUUUUUUAAAGAAAUUCUGAAAAAUAGUCAGUAUUUUCUUUUUGUCUUCAAAUGAGAUUUGUACAUUGUUUGAAUUGUAGACCGUAAAGUUAUAUUAUGUAUUAUUAUACUUCAUGACUUUGGAAAUGACCAAUAAAAAUGUAAAUUUCAAAUAGGUGCAUCAGAGACAAAUAAAAAGGGUUUCUCAGAUGCUCUCAUUACAUAGUUUUUUUUUUUUCCUUUUAAACGUUGCCGUAUUUCCCCUUUUACGUAUGUGCCGUAUCCAACAAGCCACAUACCAGUCAGUGGUUGUUAAAUUCAUGACAAUAUGCAUAUGGGCGCAUCCAUUACUCAGUCGCAAUCGGUGGCUACAUUGAAAUUGUAGCGUUGUGCUUCUGCGGUGCGAACUGAUUUUUUUUGUCCUGUGUGUGACAUGCAGUUUCCCUCAUAAACUACAUUUAUUAUGAUUGAUGUGUAGUUCUUGGCACCAUGCAUGGCCUUGUCAUAUAAUUAUCCCUUAACAAGCAGAGAAAUAAAUACAUAACAACUCUAAACAAUGCUAAAAUGCAACAGUUGUGUGUGUUUAACAGUAUGCAGCGUUAUGUGUGUAACUAUAACUCCUGUCACGCACAUCUGACCCAGAUGCAGGUACAUUUUGGGAAUUAUAGUCACAUUACAUAGUAAACAAUAUACAAAACGGCUAUGCAGUAAGAGAAAACAUUGCUGUCUUUCGGUCUUAGAGAAAAAUAAAACCACUUUAACUCGGUCUUACAAUUUAGGUCUCCAGAACCCCUCAAUUUUCUUAUUUUCCCAUCAAACAUGGUCACAAUUUUGGGGUUUACUCACUAAACACCAGCUUAUAAUGAUUUGACAGCUAAAUUGUAAGGUUUAGGCAACAAUAGCUAAUUUGAAAAAGUUGUCCAGCUCAGUUUUAGUCACCACCCGCUAUUUUAACCUGAAUUUUGUGGUUAACAUUUAUGUUCACUACAAUUCAAUACUUAGUCAAUUAACCUUUAUAUCAAUAAAACGAGUGUACAUAAAUUGCAGUUAGAUACUCACAAUCUACAUGUCGUGUGCCCAGAAACUGGAGAACAUUAUCUGAAUAUACAGGUGCAUCAAACCCUUGUGCUAAUGGAAAGAUAGAGGUUUGUUAGCUGAUCAUUUUUGCAAUUCUUAUUCCAUAUGUGCCAAGCCACACGUGACACAGGGGCCCGUGCUGCUCAGUAUGUUACUCUAACGAGGAUAUUCACUAAGGUGAGAAUUUAAUGUGAAUUUAAAGGGAAUAUCACAUUUAAAGUCAAAAUAGCCAAACUGGAAAAAUUCUCUAAGUAAGCUAUUAAAUUUCAGUCACUUUGAAUUCUCAUUUUAGUAAAUAACCCUAUAAAUGUCUUUAAAGUGAUAUAGGUGUGUAAACUAUAUCCCAAAAGAACAUGAAACAUAUAUUUAAUGAAUUUCUAGAAAUCGUCAGUCCAGAUGAGAGGUUAGAGGCCGUACAUGAAGCACUGAUGCUCCUGCCUCCAGCACAUUAUGAGACACUCAGGUUUCUGAUGAUACACCUCAAAAAGUAAGUUGUUUUCUUGUUCCAUCCUAGAAUUCACAGAUCUGCCAGCAAUCAGCAGAACAUAUUGUGAAAUAGUAAAUGUGUGAUCACCUAGUCAGCACUGCUUUUGUAUUGUACUAGCAUGGUGGAUUGAUCAACUGAACAAUGUUUGCUAAAUACUAUAAUUCACUAUCAAAGAUCAGUCUAUUAAAAGGCCAUUUCACUUACUAAGAGACUAAAUCUGUGAGCUAAGUUUAAAUGGAAAUCAGCUUUCAGAUGGACUUGUGGUACAUGUGCCAGGCUUCAUAUGUUAUCGUCGCACUGAUGCAAUAUUAAAUAAACUGAACUCCCCUUGUCAUAAGUAAAAAAUAUAUGCUUCACCAGCUUCAGCGUUUAACCCCUUAAGGACACGACAUAUGUGACAUGUCAUGAUUCCCUUUUAUUCCAGAAGUUUGGUCCUUAAGGGGUUAAAUGGUAAAACGGACACCCCAAGCACCAUAACUACUAAAGCUUAUUGUACUUUUUAUGGUGCAAGGAGUCCUCAGUUGAGAAAAAGGAUAAAUGAGUCAUUUAUUACACGUGAGUUUACAGAGGAAGAGGUUCUAUUUCAACUGUCAAAAGUAAAGACAAAUAAGUCAAUGGGACCUGAUGGAAUACACCCAAAGCUAUUAAAAGAGCUUAGUGGUGUACUAGCAAAACCAUUAACAGAUUUAUUUAACCAAUCAUUGUUAACAGGUGUAGUCCCAGAAGAUUGGAAGUUAGCGAAUGUUGUGCCCAUUUACAAGAAAGGUAAUAGGGAGGAGUCGGGCAACUAUAGGCCAGUAAGCCUUACUUCAGUAGUGGGGAAAGUGAUGGAAACCAUGUUAAAGGAUAGGAUUGAUGAACAUCUAAAAACACAUGGAUUUCAAGAUCAGAGACAACAUGGGUUUACUUCAGGGAGAUCAUGCCAAACUAAUCUUAUUGAUUUUUUGAUUGGGUAACUAAAAUUAUAGAUCAGGGUGGUGCAGUAGACAUUGCUUACCUAGAUUUCAGUAAGGCUUUUGACACUGUUGCACAUAGAAGGCUUAUCAAUAAACUGCAAUCUUUAAGUUUGGAUUCAAAUAUUGUUGAAUGGGUAAGGCAGUGGCUGAGUGACAGGCAACAGAGGGUUGUAGUUAAUGGAAUAUAUUCGAAGCUUGGACUUGUCACCAGUGGGGUACCUCAGGGAUCUGUACUUGGACCCAUUCUCUUUAAUAUUUUUAUUAGUGAUAUUGCAGAAGGUCUUGAUGGUAAGGUAUGUCUUUUUGCUGAUGAUACUAAGAUAUGUAACAGGGUUGAUGUUCCAGGAGGGAUAAGCCAAAUGGCAAAUGAUUUAGGUAAACUAGAAAAAUGGUCAGAAUUGUGGCAACUGACAUUUAAUGUGGAUAAGUGCAAGAUAAUGCAUCUUGGAUGUAAAAACCCAAGGGCAGAGUACAGAAUAUUUGAUAGAGUCCUAACCUCAACAUAUGAGGAAAGGGAUUUAGGGGUGAUUAUUUCUGAUGACUUAAAGGUAGGCAGACAAUGUAAUAGAGCAGCAGGAAAUGCUAGCAGAAUGCUUGGUUGUAUAGGGAGAGGUAUUAGCAGUAGAAAGAGGGAAGUGCUCAUGCCAUUAUACAGAACACUGGUGAGACCUCACUUGGAGUAUUGUACACAGUAUUGGAGACCGUAUCUUCAGAAGGAUAUUGAUACCUUAGAGAGGGUUCAGAGAAGGGCUACUAAACUGGUUCAUGGAUUGCGGGAUAAAACUUACCAGGAAAGGUUAAAGGAUCUUAACAUGUAUAGCUUGGAGGAAAGACGAGACAGGGGGGAUAUGAUAGAAACAUUUAAAUAUAUAAAAGGAAUCAACACAGUAAAGGAGGAGACUAUAUUUAAAAGAAGAAAAACUACCACAACAAGAGGACAUAGUCUUAAAUUAGAGGGACAAAGGUUUAAAAAUAAUAUCAGGAAGUAUUACUUUACUGAGAGGGUAGUGGAUGCAUGGAAUAGCCUUCCAGCUGAAGUGGUAGAGGUUAACACAGUAAAGGAGUUUAAGCAUGCAUGGGAUAGGCAUAAGGCUAUCCUAACUAUAAGAUAAGGCUAGGGACUAAUGAAAGUUUUUAGAAAAUUGGGCAGACUAGAUGGGCCGAAUGGUUCUUAUCUGCCGUCACAUUCUAUGUUUCUAUGUUUCUAUGUUUCUAUGUUUCUAUGUCUACGAGUACAAUAUCUUUUUUUUUUUUUUAAGCUGUCUUCAGACCGUUUCAUAUAAACCGUGAUUCCUUGACACUCUAAGGUGUGAGCAUGCAUUGUGUGUUAGGCUGCCUUGCUGCCUCUUCAUCACCACCACACAACCGAAUAGUUAGGUGGAGCUAUUAGGGCCAAAUCCUGCUUUAGCCUUGCACUCACUACCUACCAUUAGCUCAUCAUGAGUAUGUAUUGCAGAGUAAACUGUAGUGGUUAUGGUUUUAUAGAUUGUCCUUACAGUACAGUAGAGUUUGCUCCUAUGUACUUACAGUUCAAAGCCUAGAAAAGUCCCUGUUAGGGAAUUUAGUGUUGGUGAGUAGAUGCAAAUAUAUUUAGUGUGGAUUUUGUUUACUAAUUAUUAGCAGCCACUGAAUAAUGUUUUCAGGCUCUCCCCUAUUUUCCAGGCAUGUUCUGGGGAACUGACCAAUCAAAGUCUUCUUAUUAUUAUUAUAUUUAUAUAGCGCCAACAAAUUCCGUAGCGCUUUACAAUGGGUGGACUAACAAACAUGUAGUUGUAACCAGACAAGUUUGACGCACAGAAACAGAGUGGUUGUGGGCCGUGCUCAAUGAGCUUACAUAUCAUUGAAAUAUGUCUUUGCUGGUGCCACGAAAUUGCACACCAUCACAACCUUCCAGUACUUCUCAAUAAGCCGGCAAGGCAGGCAGAUGUGCUCUAGCCCAGUGCAGCUGUCUCUUCCGUUUGUGGAACAUAAAGCACUUCAGCAAGUACUGGUCAGUGGGCAGUGUCAAGCCGACUUCAGGACCUCACUAGAGGAGGCUAAGGUGGAGUUUACACUCCCACUCCCAAGCAACACAGAGAGGCUGGACUGCAGGUGCCCAUGGACUCUAUUUUGAUGCAAAAUUAUGUAAAACCCUUUUAACACCGAUCAGAGGGUGAGUGCCAGGUGACCGCAGCCACUGUAACCACUUAAGUAAAGUGGUUAUAGUGCCUGGAGUAUCCCUUUAAGCAGGUCCACCGUGAUGUUGUUAACUCUGUUUCCCCUUCUCUAAUUACAGGGUUACGCAGAAUGAGAAGGACAAUCUGAUGUGUGCGGAAAACCUUGGAAUAGUGUUUGGACCUACACUGAUGAGGCCUCCUGAAGAAAAUGCAUUCACAUCUCUUAAUGAUAUGAGAUAUCAGAAGUCAAUUGUGCAGAUCUUAAUACAACAUGAAGAUGUAUUAUUCUGAAUAAAUGAAGGUCCGCCUCUUUCAGUCAGCGCUUUAAGCGGCCAGUUCAAGGCUGUGCAGAUUUAUACUGUAAAGUUCACUAGCUGAACUCAGAAUUCUUUUGUAUUGCAGGACACAGAACAUGCCAAAAUAUUUAAUAUAACAUGUGUCUCAUAGACAUAUGAACAUAUCUCCUUUAAGAGAAGGGGAACAUUUACCCUGAAAAUGUUGUAGAACCUCCUUUACUGUAUCCAAAAAGAAAAAUGUAUUUUUGAAUUGAAUUUUCAAAUUCAGACUGAAUGAAGUAAUGUUGUCUAAGCAUAGCUUUUUUUUUUUUUUUCUUAAGAUUACCUGAACUGCUAUCUUUGUACAUUUUACUUGUUCAUACUGACGUACGGAAAUAUUUUUAUGUUUUAUUUUGCAGUUGUGUAAAAUGGUAUAUUUCACCAAGCAGUAUGAAGUAAGAGAAUAUUAAGUAAUAAUUUACUUCAUAGAUUUAUUCCUUCAUGAAAAAAAAAUCUAAUAGCUUUCAAAAUAAUGUAAUAUCAGUGUGAGUUUAAUUAUAAUUUUAUAUUUGACAUUUUAAAGUAUCAUAGGGUUUUUCCACUAAACAAAGGAAUUGUGGGGAAUGAAACAAGAUGGCCACUAUAGAAAUAUAAUAAGUUGGAGUUGAAUACAUUUUCCAAUCAAGUUAUUUUUACCUAAAAUCUGCAAUCUUAAAAGCCCAACAGGAACAACAGUGAGAUAUGCCUAUGUGUAUGCACCCAUAUAUGUAAAACGCAUAGGCAAUCUAUUUUGGAUAUACUUUAACUCUCUCUGAGUCAUUCUUUUAGUUUUUUGUUUUUUUUUAUAUUCACAUUAAUCAUGAAACAUGAGCUUAGAAUUGUAUUGUUCCUGCAGUGGAUUCAAAUUUCAGAUUUUGCGGUAUCAAGUGGCAGAAUUACCAUAUAUCAUUUCCCGAGAAGACUUACAUACCACUUGGCAUGCAACCAAGUUAGCUAAACAUGUCCUAAAAUCUGUAGUCCCCUUGUCAAUUCUCCCCCCCCCCAAAAUCCCUGUCUAGUGAUAAAUCCCUUGAAUUAAUUUUCAAACUUCUUUAAUUAAUCAUUGGGAAAAUGCCUCAUAGUUGAUUCUAACGGAAUUUGCAAAAUAGAAAGACUUUACUUUUUUCCCAAGAAAUAGCUGAAAUAACCACUUUUUUAAAAUCAGCUUCUUGUCAUAGUUAUAAGAAUUAAAGCACAAUUGUUCUUAACUGCAGCUACAAAAUAGCACACACGGUGUACAAUCUCCAGUGCAAAUGCGUGUCUUGUGCGUAGCACUUCAAAGCUGCAAAACGAGGUGGAAAGUUAGGAGAAUAAUCAGAGCUGCACCCACUGCUUCCUUCUUUGUGUUUUACAUGAUAUUUUGGCUUAUGCUGAUGUCAGAAUUACCAUUACUUCUAACAACCACAUAGGCAAAAUAUUCAAUUUUUUCCAGUGUUACAGUGUUAUUUAUCUGAACGAUCUUUAAAAUGAAAAUACCUUUUUUUCUUACCUCUAAUUUUUUGUAAAGUAAUCCAUACAAUAUUAUCUCCAAGCCAUUUAUUUUAUUUACCAGUUAAUAGAAACCAAGUCGGAUACACAGGAUACACUCUGAUUUGUCUUUUCGACUCCCCUUUCAAACGUCAAUAUUUGUAUUCACACCAAAUUAUUUUACACCUCAUGAUGUCAUUUUUGCAGUUACUGCAUUGCUACCAGGUGACAGUCUAUUUUUCCUAGCCUUUACAAUAUUUUUAAAUAGUGCGUAUUCUGUAGGUGGACCUUGUACUUAGUUUACACAACGCAUCAUUGUUGUGUCACGGAUCAGACAGAGUUCCCUAGUCUAUUUUCUGUUUUUUUUUGUCAACUUUCCAUUGAGUUACUCGAGCAUCACCUUUUAAAACAGUAAAAUCCCACAUCCAGCUUAUGCUUUUCUCCCACGCCUACAAACAUACAUGUACACAUUUGUAUGGCAUACCCCUUUUAAAUCCGUGGGUCCCUUUUGGUUUCUCCAUUAUCCAAAGGAUAAGGCAUAGAUCUUCACAGUAUUCUUGUAAUUGCAAUAAAACUGGAAGGUAUAAAUAGGAAAUGGACCGGUUAUUCAACUAUCUCAUUAUUUAAACCCUUUUUUAUUAAUUUGUCUUGAUUUUUUGGUAAAUACCGUUUAACUAAAUUGGUUUCUGUCUAUAUUGUAAGCUUGUGUACCACAAAGAAGAAAUUGGCAGCCUUCCCCACCCUGCGCAUGUGAGAUAAUAUGAGGCAUUUUAUUUUUUCAACCCAAUGCUUACAAACAAACUGACAGCAAAAUUCACACCGUAAGGGUAUGGUUAAGGGUAGUUGGGAGUAAGCAUUAAGUUCCAGGGGACUGUAACACUAUUUACCUGGCCGGAAAGGAAUCUCACUUACAGUUUCGAGCAUCUUGCACAUCUUGCAUCUCCACCAUGACACCCCUAAACCUACCGUAUGCAAUAACAGCAUGAAGUACUGCAGUAUUGCUGGUGCUGUAUUGGUGGCUCAUCAUUGUAAACGGCUUAAUAAUAACAUCAUAUUCUUUAUUUCAGCAACUUUAUAAUGAUGGAAAAUUUUCAUGUCAAUAUUUUUGAAGGUGACAUUUUUUACGUGAAUCAACAGGCAGCAGGUCUGUCUUCGGGAUAAAUUGGUGCUUUCAAAGUUCUUGACAUUGUCACAGUACUUUCUGUUGAGGGUACUGCUUAGUACUGAACGUUUGAUGGUACACAUGGGCCCUAUUUGUUUUACCAGCCAUAUUUAGAUUGGCAAAUGAUCUCUCAUAGAUACAAAUGGUAUUCACUUAAAGUAUAUUUUGGCUUCAUACUUAAAUGUGUAAUGGAUUUCCUGUUAUCCACCUCCAUAACAUAAUUGUAUAUUUUGAAGGACCGUGCUGGAAACGGCAAGGGGGGGGGGGGGGGGGGGGGGGGGGGGGGGGGGGGGGGGGGGGGGGAGGGGGGAGUGUAUGCUAGAUGGGGUAUAUCUGGCCUGUAAUAGAAAUUAUGUUUUUGUUUUCGUACAAUUUUAAUGUAGUAUGUUUUCCACAUGCAGUGCAUUUUUGUAAUAUAUUUAUCAGUACAUUUGUAUGACAUAUUGAUGAUAUUCUGAGGUUGGCUUCCCAAAAUGUAAAUGUCCGUCUUACUAAAUGUAUCUGAUUACAAUAACUGCUUCCAUUGCAGUGAUCAAAAUACCGGCAUAGCACAUUGUGAAGCCAAUCUUCUGAUUGCUACUUCUGUAAAGGAAAACCCUUUGUCCUUGUUUCUAAUGCCAAGUGCAUUGUAUGACUAUUCUGUUGUUCUGUACACAUAUUUGCCAUUCGUGAUAUUUAAAUCAAUUGCUAACUGUAUCUAUCAGGUGUUAUCCAAACGUUCUACGAUUUCCCCUUUCGUGACUGCACUUCACAGAGAAAACAGAUGCUCACUUCUUCUUUUUUAUUAUGAAUAUUAUAGGGUAACAUAAAACAUUAACAAAGAUAUGUAAAACAAUACAGUUUAAGUAGUUUAAACACACAGCUUCAGGAAGGUGUCUGACUGUACUGAUUCAUCAUAAUGUUUUCUCAGAAUGGCCUUUUGUCCUUUAUCGUUUGCUAGCGCCGACCAAUACGUAGCAUUUACUGACUAGUGAAAUCUGUAGGCAUGUAGCCAGCCAUCACACAGAUUUCCCUUUAGCAGUGGUAUGCCUAUCUGGUGGAAUUCUAUAGUCACCGUCAUGUUAAAUAAAUUUCAAAUCUGGAUUUAGCAGACAAAGCUAAGUUCUAAAACAUUUAGAAAUCAGAAAAUAUGAAUACGAGUGCUUCAUCAUAAAGAUUAAAGCCAGCAUUCAGAUGUAUUGAACACCGCUGUGAACUAACACUCCUCAAACCUUUAAAACAAUCUGCAGCAAAUUUACAUUAAUUGUCAGUAGCGCAUUGGCAGAUCCAGGGGGGGAGUAGCGUAGAUAUAAUUAUCACUUUUACAUUCUUCAUUUGGUUAGAUGGGGAAAAACUAAGGAACAUUUCCAAUAAACAGUGAAUUGUCAUGAGUUGACAGUAAAAAUAAAAGCAACAAGUCAGUGAUUUCCCAUUUUUAACCUAAAUGCUAAAGAGGUCAGGUCAGGUUAUGACACGUCUGUAAAUAACUCCCUAGAUCUCAUUGCUAUUUUGCUUGGCCAAAUCACGGUUUGCUUUAUAUUUAUUUCAACCACUUGAGAACAUCAGUAGCUACUAUAUAUACAUAUACUGCGGAGAAAAUCUUUCUCUUUAAAUGCUAGAGGUACUAGUCUCCAACACUCACAUCGGCAGAGAACAAGGCCUGGGGUAACAGUGCAGUCUCGGAAGGUUUACUCUAGAUUCCUUUUCAUAUUUUUCAAAGUUUAGUUGGCUUGAAUUUGCUUUUGUCAUGAACUAUUCUACUGCUGUUGUUAUAUUGUUUGUUGCUUUUUUUUCCAGUGUGCUUUUAUAGCAAAUUUAUUUUGUGAAAUUAGUUGAAAUACUUGUAAUUUAUGAACAUGUCAAGUCAUGAAAUUGAAACAAUAAAUAUGAGGAUAUUUA